Messenger RNA from Salvelinus fontinalis (brook trout), 6255 nucleotides. RefSeq names its product synaptopodin 2-like protein. Bases 99 to 3668 code for a protein of 1189 amino acids. Gene Ontology annotation, cellular component: nucleus; Z disc; actin cytoskeleton. The transcript has 5 exons. Gene Ontology annotation, molecular function: actin binding. Gene Ontology annotation, biological process: positive regulation of actin filament bundle assembly. Lineage: Eukaryota; Metazoa; Chordata; Actinopteri; Salmoniformes; Salmonidae. The record is from RefSeq and is a predicted model, not a curated record.
ACCAGUGAGACAGUACACAUACACAGAGCAGUUGGAAGAAGCAGAGAGACAUACACUCCGUGUGCAGUGUGAUUCAGCGUGUGUGUUACUGAGUAGUGAUGGUAGCAGAGGAGGUGGUGGUCACUCUCUCAGGAGGGGCUCCAUGGGGCUUCAGACUGCAAGGAGGAGCAGAGCACCAAACACCACUACAGGUGGCCAAGGUGCGACGGCGUAGUAAGGCGUGCAGGGCCGACCUGAGGGAGGAGGAUGAGUUGGUUGCCAUCGGUGACCAUGUGUGUGCAGAGCUCAACCACGCUCAGGCGAUGAUGCUCAUCGACUCCCAUCGACACACUCUCAACCUCAGGGUCAAGAGGUCUGGGUUCCACUCUGUGGUCCUGCCGGGUCGGAUACACACAGCCACACACACUGACGGGCCGGCCUGCUUCACCCUCACCUCCCCCCCUGACAGUGAGGCCUAUUAUGGAGAGACGGACAGCGAUGCGGACACACACACACACAUACACCGCCGCCAGCGACACACACCUCCGGAUGCGCGCUCUCCCGGUCGACAGCAGGAGGAGGAGGAGACUUCGGAGAUAAGCGGGUAUGAGAGCGCUCCAGAUGGGGGGGGUUCCCUGCAUGGGACCUGGGAGCAACUACCCACACUGGGAAAUGGUGGGAUCCAACAGUGGGAGCAACCAACGGGAUCGGGAACAAGGGGGUUUCAACCUGGAGUACCACGCAGGGAGGUGGUCUACCAACCCCAACCCCCGCAGGCCCCGCCAGAGUGGACCCACCCAGCCCGGCCCGUCCUACACCAUGCGCAGGGGGAGCCGGUGGUGGGAGGAGAGGUGGAGGGAGAGGGAGACAGUGGGUUCCAGGAGGCAGGGGGGUGUGUGGUUCUGGCCUGCUCACCCCUGGUGUCUCCAGAGCGGGCUAAAGGAGCCAUGAUGCUGGGCUCCAGCUCACAGAUGGUUCCCAUGGUGGGCGCCCAGCUGACCCCACUCAGUGACGAACUGUCUGCUACGUACAAGGAAAAGGCCCGGCAAGCCAAGCUGCAGAGAGGAGAGAGUGGGGUAGACAGGCAGGUGAAAGAGGCUCGUACUACAUGUCGUUCCAUCGCCUCCCUGCUCACCGACGCUCCAAACUCCAACUCCAAAGGAGUUCUCAUGUUCAAGAAGAGACGCCAGCGUGCCAAGAAGUACACCCUCACCUGUUUUGGCCGCGCGGAGGGGGAGGUGGGUGCUGAGACUGGGGGAGAGACGGAGGGAGAGGAGGAGGAAGGGAGUUCAUUCCCCUCGGGUUCAGAGGUGGAUGAAGAGGGCUUUGCUGGAACCUUUGACCCCACCUGGGACAGCGAAUACCUGGACAUGCUGGAUAGGAGGAGUUCUGCCUGCCCCUCCACCUAUAACUCAAGGCCCCAAACACCAACUAAUCAGAGCUCAGGGUAUGAUUCCUUGGCCUAUCAGAGCCCAGAGAUGAACAUGUCAUUCAAUCAGGGGUCUGGGAUGGAUGCCCCAGCCUAUCAGAGCCCCGGGCUGGACUACAUAGCCUAUCAGGGGAAAGAGACGGAGCAGUAUGAGCAGCAAAGGAAAUUGGCCACUCCUGUCACCUACAACUCUGCCCCUAACACCUCCCUGACUGCAAGUUUGUCCAAUGGGGGCUCAGCAGGGAUGAGUCGGGCCAGUGUGGUUCUGACUUCCCCCUCUCACACCCCGAUUCCCCCCCAGCCUGACCUAAACACUAACCCUAACCCGCCUGGGGGAAUCCAUAACCGCACGGCACGUCCCUUCACCUCAGGCCUCGCCCCAUCUCGCCCCCCCGCCACCCCUGUCAUCUUCCGACCCGUCCAGCCCACUCCUGGCUUAACAAUGGUUUCCAAACCCACUGCUGCGGUAUCCAUGGUAACCAUCGCCCCCCCUCGCCCUUCAGGGGCGCCCGAGGCCAGGAGAGCGGUCUCCAGUACCUCCCUCUACAUCCCCCCUAGACCUACUGCAUCCAUCCUCUCUCCUCCUCCUCUUGUUCUCUCUCCUCCACCCUCUCCUACCCGCACUCCUUCUCAGCCUUUCCUUUCUCCCUCGGUCCAUACUGCCACCUUCUCUCCUUCUUCUGACCGCUGUUCUCCUUCUCAUUAUCCUCCUCAACCCACCCAACACUUCUGUUCCUUGACUGCUCCUCAACCUUUCUCUCCUCCUCCUGCCCCCAUUCAACACUUCUCUACUCCUAGUCAACCUUUCUCCCCUCCUCCUCCUCAUCCCCCAGUCUAUCCAUCCUCUGCCAUGAAUGCCCAGCCCUGCUCUCCUCCUUCUUCUUCUAAUCAACCCUUCUCUCCUUCCUCUGCCACACCUUACAUUCCCUCCCUGGCUCAGACCCAACCCCCUCCUCCCUUGAUCUUCAACUCCUAUGUCUCUAUGACAAACCCUGCCAUGGUGACCCCCUCCACUGCCCAGACCCCUGCCUCUGAUUCAUUGUCAUCCCGUGAGCAGCGUAUCGCCGUCCCCGCCUCCAGAACAGGCAUUCUCGCGGAGGCGCGUCGUCGCAGCAACAAGAAGCCCAUGUUCCGUCCUUCUGUGGAGAACAAGAAGGACGUGUCUCCAAACCCAGCCCUGCUGGAGCUGCUCCAAAACCCGGACGCACCGACCAGGAUAGGCCCAGGCCCCAUGGGGCCUAGUGGAGGAGUUAGUGGGGAGGCUGGAGGUGAGUCAGGCCCUGAAGAGGACUGGUUGAAGCUGGGGGCUGAGGCCUGUAACUUCAUGCAGGCACAGAGAGGCUCCAAGCCCCCUCCUGUGGCCCCUAAACCCCAGCCUCCUCCACAGGUGCCCCAGCUAGCAGGGAAGGGGGGUCAGCUGUUCGCCCGUAGGCAGAGCAGGAUGGAUCGCUAUGUGGUGGAGACCCCCUCCUCACCCCAACCCGGUCCCGGCCACCCCCGCCAGCCCUCUCCCACACCCUCCCUCCCCUCUCAAUUCAAAUACUCCUCCAGCUGCAGAGCCCCCCCUCCCAUCAGCUACAACCCCCUCCUCUCCCCCUCCUGCCCUCUCCAGGCCCAGCGCCAGAGGGCGGGGGUAGCAGGACAGGGUGGGGGUUCAGCGGGGCAUAAAGCCGCCCCUGGGGGUCAGAAGGCUCAAGGCAUCAAGGCUCUGGAUUUCAUGAGUCGCCAGCCCUAUCAGCUAAACCCCUCCCUCUUCAGCUACGGGGGCGGGACUCCCCAGGGCCAAAACAAGAUGCCACGUACGUAUGAGGUCAAACGCUUCUCCACGCCACCUCCCACAGGCCCCGCCCCUACUGUCAUCAUCCCACGGUCAGCGACCACACUAGGAGAACCAAUGUGGAGGUCUGAUGUCAUUUCUCUUCCCCCAACAGCCACUUCCUGCUACCAAUCACUCUCUACCCCCCCCUACCAGCCUCAGCCCCAGUGGGUCCCUCCGACUCCAGCCCCCACAGGCCCCCUCCCGCAGCUCCCGAGCUUCUCCUCCGUCCAUGUCCCUAACCCUAACCCCUACCCCUCCCAGCCCCACGCCCCCCAACAAGGUAACAGUCAGUUUAAGAGUGCCCCUGAUCUGAGCCCUUUGGCCCACACCCCACCUCGCCCCGCCUCCACGCAGCCCUCCAGAGUGCCUCGCCCCAAAUUCAGCACCUCUAACCUGGGUCUGCAACCUAGCGUCUGGCGCCCUGGAUCCACCAUGAGCUAAGACAACACACUAUAGACUGGCUCUGGAGAAAUCCCAGCUAGCAAAUUUGGUUCCUUGGAAGUUGUGGGAACGUAAGUUUUUGGUUUACCAUUGGUUCUGGGAACGAAGCCAUAAGUUACCCUGACCGGUAAAACGGAAUGUUUUUUAAACAUUCUGAUAACGGAAGUGAACAUUUUGCCUGUUCUGGGAAGGUACGUUUUUAGUUUGCAGGGAGAUUUUGAGAACAUUUUACUCUUGUUCCCUGAAAAGUUUUCCUAGGUUUUAUUAUCAUUCUUAGAACAGAAAUUAUGGGUUGUUUGAAGGUAAUUAAAUAACGUUUCGAGAACAUUAUCUAAAUGCUGUGAAUGUUUUAAACAAAAUGUAAAGGUUAUUUUGAAUUUAUGGAAUAACUUCCUUAACAUUUUCACUGAAUGUUUCAAUAAGACUUUCAAUAACACUGCUAGAUUGGUUUGUUUAGAACCACAAGCACAGAUUAGACACAUGGAAAUGUAUUCGCUCAGGCAUUAAUCACACAAACACAUUUAUUUUUUAUUGUGGCACGGCGUCUGUGAGAUUCAAACCUAUGAUCUUCUGUUCUCUAUCCAUGGAAUUAGUCUACUGCGCCACCAGGAUGGAGCUAACAUGUUUUUUUACUUGUUUAAAAAAAACGAAUGUUCAUUGUAGUCUACACAAACAGACCCAAUUUCAAAGAAAACAAACAUUCAUUAAAGUGUGGCCAAUUAUCGGGCACGGCUAACACACCUGAGGAGAGAGUUUUGUUGACGCUGAGAACGGAAUGUAUUCGUUUUAAAACGUUAUUAAUGUUUUCUUGGGGUUUUUAGCGAACGUUUUCUUAAUGUUCUGAGAACAUGACUUUAAAUAGAACCAUGAGCAAACCUUCAGACAACGUUAUGCUGAAGUAUUAAAAAUCCCACAGAAGAACAUUGUUUCUUCACGUUCUCUGAAUGUUCUGAGAACAUGACUUUAAAUAGAACCAUGAGGAAACCUGUAGGAAACAUUAUUCUGAAGUAUUGAAAUUCCUGCAGAAGAACGUUGUUACUAAACGUUCUCUGAACUAUUUGAAAACAUUCCCAAUGUCAAACCAGUUGGAGAACGUUCCUAGAACAUGACCAAAAGUGUCAUUAAAUGUAACCAUGUUUCAACUUUUUGAAAACUUUAAUUAAAGUAACAAAAUACCAGGAAAAUAACGUUAUUUCGUCAAGUUCCUUAAAUCUGCUCGGAAUGUUCCAAAGCCAAGCAACUAUCCUGCACCAUUCCCAGAACGUUGUGGGAAUGUUGUAUGCAAAAUAACCAUAGGACAACUAUACUCUCACAUUAUGUGCUAGCUGUUCUGUAUGGUUUAUUGCAAAGUAUUGGUCUUUGUCAGUCCAAAAGAGAUGUUAGUAUUGUGCAUUGCAUAAUUUACCUAAGAAUGAAAAUCAGAAGUCUAUCCACUACCCACCUGUUUGAAUACUUUGAAAUGUCUUUGGUCUGGGGUUUUCUUGAUCACAUUCUUUAUUUUAUUGACUUCCUGUUUGGACACCAUUGUAGCUCUUGGUUCACACCAGCCUUGUCAGCACCAUUUCUUCUUCUGAUAAUUUGACCUCCUCUGCUUCGCCUGAUAAAAAUAUUAUUUGAUGUAUAGUUGAUAUAGAAUAUAGUUGAUAUGUAUGAAUAUGUGAAUAUUAACGUAAAAUAAGUAUUUUAUGACGUGAUCUAAAAUGGCAGACAAGGGGAGCGAGAGACAUGGAUAGGGAGAGAAAAUGGGACUUGAUAUGUAGUUUAAUAAAACAAAAUUGAAUGCGUUGGGAGCGACAGAAUAAAGUUGAAAAUAAAGAAUGAUAAACAGAUAAAAGUGAGGAUGUUCUAAAGAAAGAUAGAUGAGAGGAAAGAUAGAUGAGAGGAAAGAUAGAUGAGAGGAAAGAUAGAUGAGAGGAAAGAUAGAGCAGAGGAGAGAUGGAUGAGAGGAGAGAUGGAUGAGAGGAGAGAUGGAUGAGAGGAGAGAUGGAUGAGAGGAGAGAUGGAUGAGAGGAGAGAAGCUAGAACAUCCGUCCUAAGACAAACGGUAGACUAUUGUUGACCUGUAAAAGGAUGGACUACAUGCCUGCUGUGUGCUUCCAUUAUGACUUUAGCUAAGCGGUCUAAUACAGUCUCGGGGAGUGCAGGCGACCCGGGUUCAAAAUCCAGUCGGUCACAUGAAGGCCUGAAUCUGAACCAAAGAGCUGACUGUAUAUGAGAACAAUACUGUACUCAUCUCUGAAGCUACCAGCACGCAGUGCCAACCUCUCCUUUUUCAUGUUAUUUUUGUGAUGAUGAUUAUUGUGAGAAUAUUAUUAUUAUGAAUAUUAGGAAAUAGCCUGUGUUUUCUUUCUUGCUUCAUAUAAAUGUGUCAGUGCAUUGCACAGUAGUACCCUCUGUAUCAGGAUGUGUUUAUUUGGUGUUUUUUCCUUUGCCUUUUCCACUUCCUUAUUGUGAUGAGAAAGGGAGGGGAAGCAAAGGGAAAUGAAGGGAGGAGAUAGCAGGGAGGUUUUGUCUGAUUGAUGUGAGCGCUGAGCUGUUCAGUUGGUGUUCUGUAGUUCAGAGAAAUAAAAACAGACGUGAAACUCUC